Molecule: messenger RNA, 1068 nt
Organism: Symbiodinium necroappetens
Lineage: Eukaryota; Dinophyceae; Suessiales; Symbiodiniaceae
Source: the annotation of a GenBank genome assembly
AUGGGUGGCCUGCUAUCAGGCCCGUCGACACAGAAAGAGUCCGGAGAUGGCAGGUCGUUCCAGAAUGGACUGGAAUGGGGAUUCAGCGCCAUGCAGGGUUGGCGUGACCGAAUGGAGGAUGCGCACUUGGCCAUCAGCUCACUGGGCUCCGCUGCAGUGUCGAGCAGUGCCCGGUGGAGAGACUCCUCGUUGUUUGCGGUCAUGGACGGCCAUGGGGGCGAACAGGUUGCCCAGUUCUGCCGGUGUCACUUCCCUGAAGAGCUGGUGCUGCAGAACAGCCAGGAUUGCAGCGAUGCGCUUAUGCGGGCCUUCCACCGCAUGGACACCAUGUUGAUGGACCCCCACUCCCUGGACGAGCUGCAGAGCCUGGGUCGAAGCGUAGCUUUCAAGUCUUGGGCCAACCCCGAAAUCAUGGGCUGCACUAUGGUGGCAGCUGUGGUGCGGCCUGAUGCUAUCUUCGUGGCAAACGCUGGAGAUAGUCGAGCUGUACUCUGCAGACGAGGAAAGGCAAUAGACAUGUCAGAGGACCACAAGCCAAACAGUCCCGCGGAGUUGUCGAGGGUGCUGCGGGCUGGGGGCACGGUGAUGCAGCAACACGUGGGCAACCACGUGCACUACAGAAUCAAUGGUAAUCUCAAUCUCUCCCGCUCCAUCGGCGAUUUACUGUACAAGCAGAACGCCUCCCUGUCUGCAGAGGAGCAAGUUAUCACUUGCCAUCCAGAUGUCCGAUGCUUCAACCGCCAGGCGGAUGACGAGUUUAUGAUCCUGGCCUGCGACGGUGUGUGGGACGUCCUCAGCAGCCAGGAGGCAGUGGACUUUGUCCGCAUGCGCUUGGGCAGCUUCGCCGACCUUGCCUUCCGUUUGCAGGAGGGGCGAUUGCGUCUGUCUGCCAUUCUCGAGGAGAUGCUGGAUGCGUGUAUCUCCCCCGACCUGGCACAGACGAUGGGCAUUGGAGGCGACAAUAUGACGGCUCUGCUGGUGGUCUUUUCCGACGGAGGGCGCCAGGCCAACUGGCUUGAAAGCACCUCUGUGUUGCCGACUCAGUCAUGGAUGUGUCCAUACCGGUGA